Penaeus monodon (black tiger shrimp) is the source of this 435-nucleotide messenger RNA. RefSeq lists its product as uncharacterized. NCBI's taxonomy places the organism in Eukaryota, Metazoa, Arthropoda, Malacostraca, Decapoda, Penaeidae. The record is from RefSeq and is a predicted model, not a curated record. The transcript has 2 exons. Bases 1 to 435 code for a protein of 144 amino acids.
AUGAACUCUGCGUGUUCGUUUCACUGUGCCUCCUUGCUGGCCCUGGUGUGCGCGGCGACAGCAGCGAAGCUGCAGGGCUACAGUGCCGGAGGUAACACCGGCCUGGGAAUCACGCUUGGCCAAGUGCAUGGAGGCGCUGGUCACAGGGGCGUUGGAGGCGGCAGUGUGGUUCCUGCCAUCUUCGUCGGUUCUGGCGUGAUUCCUGAGAGUGCCUUUGUGGGUGCCGUCGGAGGCGUCAUCAGCGGGGAAUACAGCGCCCCGAGCGUUGUUGUCGCUCCUGUGGCUGCUGGAGUCUUCGAUGCUGGUGUCGCUGGAGGCUUUGACUCUGGCGCCUUGGUAGAGGGGUACAUCCCACCAGUUGCAGGUCCAGAGGUCACAGUUAUUGAUGUCCCACCUGUUCCUAACAACGCAUACAUCACUCCCCGAAUCAACUAA